Phytophthora sojae is the source of this 1044-nucleotide messenger RNA. RefSeq lists its product as hypothetical. The transcript is spliced from 2 exons. The coding region runs from base 1 to 1044 and encodes 347 amino acids. The record is from RefSeq and is a predicted model, not a curated record. NCBI's taxonomy places the organism in Eukaryota, Oomycota, Peronosporomycetes, Peronosporales, Peronosporaceae.
AUGGCGCGGCGCGAGCUGAAUGUGCGCGAGCUGCUGGAGCUGGAGCGCCAGAUCUACCAGGAGAGCAUCGACCGCGUGCUUCAGCAACAGGAGCAGCUGCAUUCCGGCGAGCACGAGGGCUUUGUGCGCCGCUGCAGGCCGUUCGAGGCCGACCGGGAGCGCGAGCUGCAGGUGGCGCAGGCCCAGUACCAGUUCUCGCUCAGUGACGCGUUGAGUUUGCGGGACUUCGACCUGCAGCAGGCCGACGACGUGUUCCGCGCUGAGCGGCUGCAACUUAAGCGGAAGCUGCUGGAGAGGGUGCGGCGACGGCGACUGAGGGUCGAGAAGCGGCUGAAGGCGCUGGACGAGAAGCCCACCAACGUCACCAGCAACUCAAAGAGGACAAAAGUUGGAGCUAUUGUUGCUGCGUCCAGGCUGGAGGGACAGCUGCAGCCACAGGAGCUGGAGACGCAGCUACGACGAGCGCAGCGGCGCACCAGGAAGAGCUUCAACUUCCGACAUUUGGCCGGUGGAGUGCUGCCCACGCCGCAGCGGAUUGUGGAGGAUGUCGUGAAGGAAUGUCAAAAGUUGCAGCGCAAUCGAGAGCAGCAAGAAGCGGCGACAAUGGCGGCGGAGGAAGGGGCAGCAACGCAAAUGCAGGUGGCAGUUGGUGAAGAUGGACAGAAGAUCGUGUGUCGAGGUGGAAAUGGACAAGAGACGUUCGCUGUGGGGGACGCAGUGGUGCUCAUCUCGCAGUUAACGGAGGAGGAUUUCCACGGAUUCGUGUCGGUUAUCACGCCUGAAGAGGUGAAACUGGUGCUGGUGUGUGGGUCCCACGUACGUGUGACGCUUACUCGGCUACGCAGUGGACAGUGUACGCUUGAGAGGCAGGCAAUUGGAAAACCGGAAAAGAGGCGAGGAGAUAUUUAUGCGAAUGGAUCGACGCCAGGCGCUACUAGCCUGGAAGCGCUGAUACGUGAUCCCCCAGACGUCCGUCGCCGUGCCGCCGCCGUUAUGAACCGACUCAAGCGAAAGACAACGAUCGAUAUUCGACGUGGCUUCUGA